AUGAAACCGAUAAUUUUAGAAAAUUAUACCAUCGAUGGUUACCAAGGAUUUGGCAUAAAAUUAUUUACUUACGUAAAAGAAAUUUCCCUCGAUGGAAAAUACGUAUUAAAAAAUUUCUUCAUACCAGGAUUAUUUCCGGUUUAUGGAAAAGGAAACUUGGAAAAUUUAACUGCGGAUGUCGAAAUUGGUAUAAAUAAAAAUUUCACGACGGAUAAAUUUCAAAUCGAUAUAUCGAAAACAGACAUCAAAUUAGAUAGUUCAAAGGUAAAUUUAAGUAAUCUUUUUUUCGACGCCAAUUUAUCAAAUUUUGUUAAUCAAUUGAUAAGCGAAUUGAUUCCGAAAUUAUUCGAAAUUAUUUCCAACGAUGGUCUCGAAUUUUUCAAACCGGAUAUGGAAAAUUUCAUAAAUAAACUUUUCGAUUGUCUCAUACGUGAAAUGGGAAAUAUUGAUAAAUGUUUAAAUGAUAUUUUCAACGAUAAUGCGACGGAAUAA
Molecule: messenger RNA, 492 nt
Organism: Pediculus humanus corporis (human body louse)
Lineage: Eukaryota; Metazoa; Arthropoda; Insecta; Psocodea; Pediculidae
Exons: 3
Coding region: 1-492 (163 amino acids)
Source: RefSeq, a predicted model, not a curated record